AUGCGCGUCACGGCUCUCCCAGUCUUCCUUUACUCCUUGUCCCUCGUGGCUGUGGUAGCAGGUCAAAGUGCACAAGUCACAAACACGGAUCUGUCAGACGUCACGGACGUUUUGCCCACGCCCACCGAAACAUCCGCGACAGAUACGAAUAGUGAUUCAUCUGCAACUGAAACUGAAGACCCUACUUCGACAUCAACAGAGGAGGAGCCGACAUCGACCCCAAGUGAAACGUCCACCUCAGACGAAGACACUUCCACCACUACGACGGAAGACCCUACGACAACAACGGAUGAUCCUACUUCAACCGCUGAUGACAACACUACUACUGCUGACCCGACUACCACUACCACUAGCGCAUCCGACGACGACGAGCCAUCGACAACUAAAACUCCCACUGUGAGCACCAUCACAACAACACAGACCAUUGAUGGAACCCCGGUUCCUACCACAUUUACUAGCACAGAUGCCAAUGCUAGUGAAUCUACCGAGUCUCCUGGGUUGAGCGGGUCGUCUUCUGACGAUUCUGACUCCGGCCUUUCCUCAGGCCAGAAAAAGACCAUCAUCGGUGUUGUCGUAGGUGUCGGUGGUGCUAUCUUGAUCGGUGCCAUUGGUGUUGUUGUCUGGAGAAUCCGCGCCCGGAGACGUGCUGCUGGAGAGGAUGACGCUGCCGAUCUUAUGAGCGGCACUGCUGUCGGCACUGGUGUCCGCGAGAAGGCCCCCAGCCCUGCUGCUGGUGGCACUCCAUUUAGGUCCACGCUUGACCAGUACCACAACCCCGGCCCCGUUAACGCUGCGUCAAACUUUUAA
Molecule: messenger RNA, 807 nt
Organism: Aspergillus puulaauensis
Lineage: Eukaryota; Fungi; Ascomycota; Eurotiomycetes; Eurotiales; Aspergillaceae
Gene: midA
Product: putative cell wall protein
Exons: 1
Coding region: 1-807 (268 amino acids)
Source: RefSeq, a predicted model, not a curated record